Molecule: messenger RNA, 2204 nt
Organism: Myxocyprinus asiaticus (Chinese sucker)
Lineage: Eukaryota; Metazoa; Chordata; Actinopteri; Cypriniformes; Catostomidae
Product: protein FAM104A-like
Exons: 4
Coding region: 245-643 (132 amino acids)
Source: RefSeq, a predicted model, not a curated record
CAAUGUGACGUCAUAAAGACAGCAACAGAUGGUAAAGUGAGAGAAAGAGAAAAAGCUUGAGAUCAGCGACAUGGAUACAUUGUAACUUCGAAAAAUGACUGAACUCACGACCAAACAGGCACCCGGCGUCUGUAAAUAGAGAGAGGGAGAAAUCUGGGCAGAUACUCUCAUUUUGCUGAAAGGGAGCCUGGUGGUCUGCUUCUGGUGUUGGAAGAGGUCGUGAUUGCCAUUAUUUGGCUGCCAAAUGCACAGACACGAGAUGCUGACAGAAAGCAGAAAACGCAGACGCAGUUGUGAUGCUGAGGAGCUCCAGGUCUUGCCUCAGGCAAAGAGGUCUGGAGGUUAUUCCUUCCUACCUGAGGUUAGCCGUGAUGUAUGGGACUCUGAGUCUUCCAGCAGUGACAGCAGUGGCAUCAGCAGUCCAGAGCAGAUGGCAGGAGCCAGCUCCAUCAUCCAGGGCACUGACCAAAGAAGACUCCAUGUUUCCCAGGCUCCCUGCAGCCCUCUUGCCCCCAUCCACUCAGCUGAAGAUCCAGCCAUCUCCUUGAGCCAAAACAACGUCUCAUAUGAUAACAUCAACCGCAUCUUGAGAGAGGCCCACUUCAAUAGCCUGCAAAGUCGUGGUCAACAAGGGCCAACAUGAUUGGCGAUGACUCUUCCAACACCCAUUGUUGGAGCAGUGAACAGGGGACCUUUGAGAGGGACAUUAUGGGCCACUUUAAGGCCUGGCACAAAUAGAGACCCUCUACAUACAUUUGUGUUUAUGUGGGGCUCUAUUUCAUGUGUUCACCAUGAACUUCACAUAGGUGCUAUGUAAAAGAAAUAUCUUGAAAAACAGCAUAUUCUUUUAAGAUUGUAAGCUCCCCCCCCCCCCCGCCCCCUUUACUUUACAAAUAAAUAAAAACACAUGGUGCUACUCAGCUAAUGGUGCAGUUAUGAAAAGUCAUUCUUUGACUCCAUAAGACCAAUGCAUUUAGUUGUUUUGCCACUCUUUGUCAGUUAAGGAAUAUAACUCUAUUAAUUUCCUUUACUUUGAGAGCUGAGUUGAAACUAAACCAUGUGAUUAUAUUUUCAGGCCUGCUUUGGAAGUGUUUAGUCAUUCCAGUUAGAUUACUUAUGCUGUUGUCAUGUGUUUACAGAAGUUCUGGUUUGGUUUUCACUGGAAUUUUGACUUUUUUGGGAAGCUUUUGGGGCUUGAUGAUUGCUUGCAUAUUUAAAACUCAGGUUUAGUGGUGUUCUUUAUGUGCCAUGAAGUGGGGACGUUGUAGCUAUGGUUUAGACUCCAAACAAGGAACCAGGUGCCAGAUCUUUAGAAAUUGGUACUAGGGUAGUCUUACUUUACAAUGACAAAUUAGCAAACAAACAUUUUUGCACACAAUUUGGUAGAAAUAGGCAUUUGGACUAUUCUGAAAUUCAUGAAUGCAUGCUGGAUUAAUGUUCAUAAGGAAGUGCUCUUUAAGAAUUUAAAGAAGGUUAAAGCAAUUAAAAACAUUACAAAUGUGGCAAAAUGAAAGCAAAACAUUAUAGGAAAGAUCCUGAUUUAAUCUUCAACUUUUAGAAUUGGUUAGAGCUUGAAAUAUACUGGUUUAGUUCGGUCACUGGGUUCCCUGUAAUUUGAGGACUUGUUUUCUAUGGGCAGACCAUAGGAAUGCCCUAAAAUUAGCCUGCACCUUAUGUCAAAGCAAAGUCCUAAGAAAUAUUUUACCAUUACAUCUAUACAACCUAAUUUUGCUGGUUUUUAUGCAUUGUUUGACCAAAAUACAAUGGCUUAUAGAAUUUUGGAAUGGUAUAGCUUACAGUUGUAAUGUAGUGCUCUUAAACUUAGUUUGCACAAAUGUAGUCCAGUUGUUUUUAGAUACACCAGUCUAGAACUGUUUCAGUUUCAGCUCAGUUAAAACAGGUUGUAUAAGGACAAUUAGGUCUCGUCUGAGCCAUUCUCGAGAAGGCAAUAUAAUUGUAUAGAACAAACUGAUAUUACCUUCAACUUGUCCGUGCACAAUACCAUUCAACCCAGGCACUGUGCUUUAUAUGUAAGACAAUUAGCUUUUGAUGACUGAUGAUGAUUAUCUCUGCUAUCACCAUUCUGUUUUGUAUGUAGGACUGUACAUAACAUAUAGCUAGCAAAUAUACAAUAUUUGAAUCAUUAUUUUAUGAACUGUUCCUCUAUUGUAAAUGCAAAUAAAAGGUUCUUUUUUUAAUAUACA